This is a messenger RNA of Plutella xylostella (diamondback moth), 1984 nucleotides long. RefSeq names its product putative aminopeptidase W07G4.4. Gene Ontology annotation, molecular function: manganese ion binding; metalloaminopeptidase activity. NCBI's taxonomy places the organism in Eukaryota, Metazoa, Arthropoda, Insecta, Lepidoptera, Plutellidae. Gene Ontology annotation, cellular component: cytoplasm. Gene Ontology annotation, biological process: proteolysis. The record is from RefSeq and is a predicted model, not a curated record.
ACCUCAAAUACCGGUAUCCUUUCUGUAACCAGGCGAGCAGAUAUAGAGGUCAUAUUCAUGAAAUCUUACAAAGGCUACUUACUACUUACAGUAACUGAAUACCUAAGUCUAAUCUUCACAUGUGUAAUGGUUGAUGACAGCAUGGGGGUGGAAGUGAAUGGUGUGUCGGUGGAGAUUGUGAAGGAGUUGAACGACAACAGCUAUGACGCGGUGAUCCUCGUCACGUCUCCGAAGGUGGCUCCUGUGCAAGCCCUGGAGGACUUUGUUGUGGCCGCCGUGCAGAUUGAUAAAGGCUUGGAAAAGGUGCCGGCUGUGCUGAGUUGCCCCCGUGUGUCGGGGGGCCGCCUCGUCGUGUCGCCCACCGGACCCAUCACCCCUUACGAUGAUGUCAGGUCAAUAUCCGAGGCGGCCAAGCGCGGCCUCGAGCGGGCCAUGCAAGCCGGCGCGCGCCGCCCCGUGCUAGUCCUGCAGCCGCACCCGCAGUUCAAGCAGGCUGAACUCGUUGUGCUGUUGGCUGCUUUAGAAGCUCUUUAUGUGCCCAUCCAGAUCCGUGAGCUGUGUCCCGACAAGCGCGUGAAACUGCGCGGCCUGGGGAUAUACGGAGAAGGGGUUAAAGGGCUGGAGGUGACACUGAAGAAUGCCGUGGCUCUGGAGGCGGGCAGGGCUGUAGCACGCGACAUAGGCGGUGGCGACCCCGAACGCAUGACGCCUAUAGCCGUGGCCGAAUACGUCACUGCACUGUUCAAGGACACAUCUGUCAGUGUCAGAGUGGUGUCAGACAGGACGGUGUUUGAGAAGGAGUACCCGCUUUAUGCCGCAGUUGAUAGGGCUGCUAGCGGCGUGGCCAGGCAUAAGGGUCGCAUCAUAUUCUUGGAGUACACUCCUUCACAGUAUGAAGAGACAGUGAUGCUCGUAGGAAAGGGUGUGACGUACGACACGGGCGGCUGCGACAUCAAGGCGGGCGGCGUGAUGGCGGGCAUGUCGAGAGACAAGUGCGGUGCCGCCGCCGUCGCCGGGUUCGUCAAGGCCUGUCAGCUCCUGCAGCCCCGCCUCAAGGUCGUGGCCGCUCUCAGCAUGGCGCGCAACUCGGUGGGCGCGGACGCGUACGUCGCGGACGAACUGAUCACAAGCCGCAGCGGGCGAACUGUCCGCGUGGGGAACACUGACGCCGAGGGACGCAUGAUCAUGGCUGACCUGCUGUUUGAGAUGAAAGAGCGAGCAGUAAACGAGAAAAACCCCCACAUCUACACGGUAGCCACGCUGACCGGCCACGCCAUCCGCGCCGUCGGCCUCGGGUACACCAUCGUGAUGGACAACCACGCCGCCAGAUACAAGGACCACGCGCGACAGUUCCAACUGGCCGGCGAGGCGGUCGGUGACAUGGUGGAGGUGUCCACCAUCAGAAGAGAAGACUUGAAGGUGCACCGCGGCCAGGCUGAGUUCGAAGAUGUCCACCAAGCCUUGAACCAGCCCUCGUCUGCUGUGCCCAGAGGACACCAGGGCCCGGCAGGCUUCUUACUCCUGACCUCAGACCUCGACGUGGCCGACAUUCCCUACAGCCACCUCGACGUGGCGGGCUCCGGGGGCUGCCUGCCCGACCCCCCCACUGGCUCCCCUGUGCUGGCGCUGGCUAACAAAUACGGACUUUUGCAUGCUUAGAGAUUGGAUUUGAUGUUGGGAAAUAGUAGAGAAACCUGACCCCCCUCUCAUAGUAACAAUGCUUCUGAGAAGGGUCAGAUUUCUCUGACGUGUUCUAUAACUGUAAUGCUGUGUCCGCACAGCGAUAUUUCACCGCGUGGUUUUUUUCUCGCAGUUCUGUAACACGUUGAAUAUUAUACGAGUACUGGCGGUAAAAAAACGCAUAUCGGUGAAUACAAGUGUUGGAAUAUAAUUCGCGAGAAUUUAUUAAUCGCGCGGUGAUAUAUCGCUGUGCGUACAGCCUAACUAUAGACAUGACAGUGAGACCUAUUCUGAAGACACAAAA